Parnassius mnemosyne (clouded apollo) is the source of this 948-nucleotide messenger RNA. The record is from the annotation of a GenBank genome assembly. NCBI's taxonomy places the organism in Eukaryota, Metazoa, Arthropoda, Insecta, Lepidoptera, Papilionidae.
AUGGUACGCCGUCUACGCGAGCAAAGUACAACCGAAGAUGAAAUUGUCAUUGAUACUUCACCGCAGAAAAAACACAAACGACACAAGCACAAAAAGCAUAGAAAAAGAAAAAUUGAAAAUGACUAUGAGAGUGAUACAUCCAUAGACGUUUCUUAUGAAGAUGCUAUGGAUAAACCUUAUAAAAUUAAAAUGAAGAAGGAAGUGCCCGGUACUUCUGCUGCAGAUCUCUUAAAAGCUCAAACUAUGAAAUCGUCUUCAGACUCAAGGAAAUCUAUACCAGGAUCAUCUUCAAGUACUCCUCCAAAAGCAAGUUCAAAGAAAAAGAAGAAAGGCAAAGACAGUGGCACAUCUAGUGAAGAAGAACGAUGGCUUGAUGCAAUUAAAUCUGGAAAACUUGAAGAAGUAGAUGAAGAGCUGAAGAAAAUUAAACCAAAGGAUCCCAAAAUGAUGACAGCAAGACAGAGAGCAAUGUACGAAAGAGGAACUGAUAAAGAUGCCAGUCCUGGAGGAGAAAUUUUGCUAGCAUUGCCUUCAGGGUACAAAGAAAAAGUAAUGACUGCAGAAGCUAUACAAAAAGCAGCUUUGAAGUCCCAAAAAAGGAAACAAUUAGCAGAUGAAAAAAGAGAAAAGGAUAAGAAAAAAACUAUGGACAGACUUUUGAAGAAACAGGAAUCAAAAAAUUUAAAAAACGCUCAAAAGGGCAGACCCAAUAGAAAACAAGAGCCUAUGAUAGUAUACAAAAACAAUAAUAAUGAAAUAACAUUAUCAAUGCCUCCCGAUGUUCCCUACCCACUAGAACGUAAACUCCCAAUUGAAACACCAAAACCUGUUAAGUGCGGCUUAGAUAAUUGUAAAAAUAUCAAAAAAUAUCAGUGCUCAAAAACUGGGAUUCCAUUAUGUAGCUUAGAAUGCUAUAAGAAGAAUUUAUUAUUACUACAAGUUUCAUGA